Molecule: messenger RNA, 4115 nt
Organism: Oncorhynchus masou masou (cherry salmon)
Lineage: Eukaryota; Metazoa; Chordata; Actinopteri; Salmoniformes; Salmonidae
Gene: c2cd5
Product: C2 calcium dependent domain containing 5
Exons: 27
Coding region: 292-3543 (1083 amino acids)
Biological process (GO): intracellular protein transmembrane transport; protein localization to plasma membrane; positive regulation of protein targeting to membrane
Cellular component (GO): plasma membrane
Molecular function (GO): calcium ion binding; calcium-dependent phospholipid binding
Source: RefSeq, a predicted model, not a curated record
AGACAGCGCUGGCUAGCAUUUUCCAUUCGUUGAGCUGGCUGGGGAUGCUAACCGCAAUGUGUGUACAGUGAAUUUGAAUUAGCUUUUUUUUUUAAAGCAGUCAAUGGCCAUAAAGCGUAGUUAUAGUAAAUGUUAGCCACAUCUACCGGGCUUUUAAGAGAAGAUCUCGUCAUGUUUGGUAGAGAUGCGGAGGUCUGGCGCGCGGGCUGCCAACAAAGUCCGUCUGAAAAAACGCUGCUGUUUCCCCAGCUCUCUCGUUUGACAUAGUCCAGGUGAUGACAAAGCUGAAUUAUGCCGGGUAAAUUGAAAGCUAAGAUUGUGGCGGGGCGUCACUUACCAGUCAUGGACAGAGCCAGCGACCUCACUGAUGCCUUUGUAGAGGUCAAGUUUGGCAACACAACUUUCAAAACGGAUGUCUACCCCAAGUCCCUUAAUCCACAGUGGAACUCAGAGUGGUUCAAAUUUGAGGUGGAUGAUGAGGAUUUGCAGGAUGAGCCGUUACAGAUCACAGUGUUGGACCAUGACACUUACAGUGCCAACGACGCAAUAGGGAAGGUCUACAUUGACAUCGACCCUCUGCUGUCCAGCGAGGCUGCUACCGUCAUCUCUGGAUGGUUCCCCAUCUACGACACUAUACACGGUAUCAGAGGGGAGAUUAAUGUUCUGGUAAAGGUGGACCUCUUCAACGACCUAAACCGCUUCAGACAGUCCUCCUGUGGGGUCAAGUUCUUCUGCACAACAUCCAUCCCGAGGUGUUACCGCGCGGCGCUGGUCCAUGGUUUUGUUGAGGAGCUGGUGGUGAACGAGGACCCGGAGUACCAGUGGAUUGACCGCAUCAGAACCCCCAGGGCUUCUAACGAGGCCCGCCAGCGACUCAUCUCCCUCAUGUCUGGUGAGCUGCAGAGGAAGAUCGGUCUGAAGGUGUUGGAAAUGGGUGGUAAUGCGGUGGUGGGCUACCUGCAAUGCUUUGAUCUGGAGGGAGAGUCGGGUCUGGUGGUCAGAGCCAUCGGCACCGCCUGCACUCUGGACAAACUCAUCCCUGGGACUGCUUCCAACACCAUCACACACACCAACACCGCCCCGGCAUCCAAUGACUGCAACUCCCCCUCUAAGGAAGUCAAAGAGCCCGUGUUCAGUGAGGACCCAACCCACCCCCUCUCCGUCCCUCCCACCCCUCUCAGAACACUUCCUUCCUCCUCUCCUCCUCCCUUCUCUCCAUCCAAGCCAUGCAGUCGCCAGUCCUCCUCCUCAGACACAGACCUCAGUCUGACGCCCAAGAUGGGGAUGGGGAGUGGGAUCAGCGUUGGGAAAGAGGCAGGGCCUCUGAAGACCCUCCUCCGGCAGCAGGCCCAAUCAGCAUUGGAGCAGAGGGAGUUUCCCUUCUUCACGUUGACUUGUUUUCCCCCCGGCUUCCUGGUUCACAUCGGGGGAGUGGUCAGCGCCCGCUCGGUCAAGCUGCUUGACCGCAUACACAACCCUGACGAGCCAGAGACGAGGGACGCGUGGUGGGAGGAGAUUCGUCAGGAGAUCAAGUCUCAUGCCAAAGCCCUGGGUUGCCACGCUGUGGUGGGAUACAGCGAGAGCACCACCAUCUGUGAGGAGGUGUGUAUCCUGUCUGCGUCGGGCACGGCGGCCAUGUUGAAUCCCAGGUUCAUGCGUGAGGGCUGUUUGGACGCCGGCGGCAGCGACCAGAGGUUGUCACGGCAACCACCCCUCGGCACGGUUGGGUCGGAGAGGGCAGAGGGGGAAGUUAGCUCAUCUUGGCUGGGGUUUGAUGAUGCGUCACCCCCUAGCUGCGGAUUUUGUCACAUCCCAUAUGAUGAGUUCAACAUGCCGUUCCCAGCUCAGCUCACAUACUGCUACCACUGUAGGAGACAGAAGGUUCCUGACGUGCUCUUUACUACCAUAGACCUACCUGCUGAGGCUGCUGUUACUGGGAAGGGCUGCCUCAUACAGGCCAGGUUGUGUCGUACCAAGAAGAAGGCCCAAGGGGAGGUGAAUGCCACAGCCAUCUCUAACCUCCUCCCCUUCAUGGAGUAUGAGCUACACACCCAGUUGAUGAACAAACUGAAGCUGCGCUGCAUGAACGCUCUGUUUGGGCUCCGCAUUCAGAUCAGUGUGGGAGAAAACAUGCUCCUAGGACUAGCUUCUGCAACGGGUGUGUACCUGUCAGCUCUUCCAGCUCCAGGUGGUAUCCAGAUAGCUCGUAAGACCCCCAGUGACCUGAGCUACGACCAACACAUUUCAACCAUGCAGAAGCGCAUCAACGACACCAUUGUCAUGAAUAAGGAGCUCUACAACAUACACCCCCCGGAGUGUAUAGAGGAGGUGGUGGGGUCUCCUAUCCCUGACAGACAGCGGUCCAGACUGUUCAGGUCUACCUCUGAGAGUUCAGAUGAGCUGUCAGAACUAGACCUGUCCCACGGCAAGAAGGACGCCUUCGUACUGGAGAUUGAUGACACUGAUGCAGUAGAGGACAUCCAAUCCCUUCUCACUGAUGCCCCCUUGCCUGCAGGGUUUUACAGCUGUAACACAGAGGUCAUGCCUGGGAUUUACAACUGGACUUCAGGGCUUCAGAUGUUUACAUCUGUCAGGGUCUACAGACUCAAUAAUGCCAAUCUGACCAACCAGGGCCUCAACAAGAUCUUCACUGACCUCUGUGAGAAUUUACUCAAGAGUCUAUACUUUAAGUUACGUUCCAUGAUCCCCUGCUGUCUAUGCCAUCUCAACUUCACUGUAGCCGUACCAGAGGAAGAACUCAUACAGGUGGCGGUGACUGCUGUAGCCAUGAGUUUUGACAAGGAGACUCAGCUGGCAGCAGACAAGGCUCUUAACAAGGGGAGUGGUGAGAAUGAAGAGCAGCUACAGUUUUCUAUGGAGCUAUGUGGAGAGUCAACAUCCUCCAACAACCAGCCUACAGCCAAACUUUCAGGUCUUCCAGAGAGUGCCAUGACCCACUCCUCAUCUCGAGACAGAUGCAGCACCUGGCUAGAGCUGCUUAGGCUGAAAGCUCACACCAUAAGACGAGGAUCAGUUAAGACAAGUAGGAGGACACAGUCGCUAGCAAACUCUGUCUCGUCCUCAGAGCGCUGCAGUCCUCUCCCAGAGGUACGGUCCCGGUCCCUACGCUCCACCAGGUCGUUGCCUUGCGGUGCCCCUGUUACCGUGGUGAAGAUGACUCCUCUGUCCUUUCUCCCCAGGACGCGUAUUGUCAAAUAUUUGGGAAUCAUCAACAUGUUCUUCAUUAGAGAGACCACGUCACUACGAGAGGAGGGGGGUGUAAGUGGGUUCCUGCAUUCCUUCAUAGCGGAGGUGUUUGCCAUGGUCCGUGCCCAUGUAGCAGCUUUGGGGGGCAACGCCGUAGUGUCAUACAGCAUGAAGGAGUGUGUCUUCAUGGAAAACCCCAACAAGAACCAGGCUCAGUGUCUGAUUAAUGUUAGUGGUGAUGCUGUCAUCUUUGUCAGAGAAUCAGACCAGGAGGCCAUACCCCCUCUGAUUACUAGCGGACAGACCAGCAGCACUGGCGCUGAUGGGACCACAUGACACACACACACACUUGAGUCUAGCCAUCCAAAUAAUUGUGAUUUAUGUCUGCCUUAAACAGACUAGUUGAUGGAGAAAUUGUCUCUUAAUUGUCCAUUAAGGCACUCUACACAAGCCAUUUAGAGGCAUUAUGUAAUGUCUGUCUGUCUGUCUGUCUGUCAUAUAAUAGACAUUCCAAUACAUAGUGAAGUUUUAGGCAGCUAAAAGACUGAUUGCUCUCCAUCCAGACUCUGCAGUCACUAGCCGGCCAUUCUAAAGUGUACAGGGUCGUCAUUAGUACACAGCCAUGGUAAAGAGUACCAUACUCAGUACAGCAGGGUUUCCCAAUAGGCAGCCCGUGGGCCAAAUUCGACCCGUGUGUGGUUUUAUUUUGCCCACCCAAGAUUUCGGAGCAAAAAAAACCCAUGGUUUUAUAUCAUUUUUGUUCUUUGACAUAAGACUGUAAAAUCACCAGGAAAUUAGCUCAAAGUGAUUUUAAUUUAGGAAAUCUGUUUCCAAGUAUUCCCACGCAUAGCUACAGUGCCUUGCGAAAGUAUUCGGCCCCCUUGAACUUUGCGACCUUUUGCCACAUU